AAUGCGAAACUCCUAUUGGAGAAGACAUUCUUCUGCAUAUGGGCGUCAUCAUCAGACUAUAAUGCUACAGAUAGAACCAUAAGAUUAGUUUUAAAAUAUAUAUUUGGUUACGCUGUUUGUUGUAAGUGAACUGCUUGUACUUUUGCAGCGGAUCUGCAACAGGAAACCAUAAUCUCUUCAAGUCUUUAGUUCGUGAUUUGUUGUCCAUAGGCAAAGUAAAAGAUGGCCCAGUGGUGCCAGCUGCAACUACUGGAGUCGAAAUACCUGGAGCAGGUCGACCAGCUCUACGAUGACUCCUUCCCCAUGGACAUCAGACAGUACCUCAGCAAGUGGAUUGAGAGCAUCGACUGGGAAAAUGUGGCUGUUCAGGACUCCUUAGCAACAGUACGUUUCCAUGACCUCCUAGCCCAGCUGGAUGAUCAACACAGCCGCUUCGCCCUGGAAAACAACUUCCUGCUACAACACAACAUCCGCAAGAUCAAGAGAAACCUCCAGGACCACUUUCAGGAGGACCCCGUUCACAUGGCCAUGAUCAUCUCCAGAAACCUGAAGGAGGAGCAGAAGAUUCUGGCUGCUGCCAAAAGCAUAGAGACCAACAGAGAGAACACACAGACUAGCAUGGUUCUGGAGAAACAAAAGCUGGACAACAAAGUCAAAGACAUGAAAAACAAGGUUCAGGAAGCGGAUCAGAAUGUAAAGUCUCUGGAAUACCUUCAAGACGAGCAUGACUUUAAGGAAAAUACUCUUAAGAACAGAGAACAUGAAAUGAACGGGCUGACACCGAAACAGCUGGAACACGAGAAGCUGCUGAUUGCAGAGAUGUGUUUGAAGCUGAAGAUCAAGAGAGGGGAAGUGGUUGGCCAGUUGGCGGAGGUGCUCAACAUGGCCGAGGCGGUCCAGUCAGACCUGAUCUCAGAGGAGCUGGCGGAGUGGAAGAAGAGGCAGCAGAUCUCCUGUAUCGGAGGACCACCCAACGCAUGUCUGGACCAACUGCAGAACUGGUUCACAGCGGUGGCGGAAAGCCUGCAACAGGUGAGGCAGCAGCUGAAGGAGCUCCAGGAACUAGAGCAGAAGUACACAUACGACAACGACCCAAUCAAACAGCAGAAAGGCUUCCUGGAGGGGCGGGCCCUGACACUGUUCCGGAACCUCCUAGAACAUUCCUUAGUGGUGGAGAGACAGCCCUGUAUGCCCACACAUCCACAGAGACCUCUGGUGCUGAAGACACAGGUGCAGUUCACUGUCAAGCUCCGAUUUCUUGUGAAGCUCCAGGAAUUCAACUAUCAGCUCAAAGUGAAAGCUUUGUUUGACAAGGACGUUACAGAAAAGAAAGGCUUUCGUAAGUUCAACAUAUUGGGCACCAACACAAAAGUUCUGAAUAUGGAGGAGUCAAAUGGAAGUUUGGCUGCAGAGUUUCGCCAUUUGCAACUGAAAGAGCAGAAAGUAGCCGGCAACAGAACAAACGAGGGGCCUCUCAUUGUGACAGAGGAGCUGCACUGCAUCUGCUUUGAGUCUGAACUCAACCAGUCAGGUCUGGAGCUCAAGCUAGAGACCAUCUCCCUGCCCAUCGUGGUCAUCUCCAACGUCAGCCAGUUGCCCAGUGGCUGGGCCUCCAUCCUGUGGUACAACAUGCUUACCAGCGAGUCCAAGAACCUGAAGUUCUUCCUGAGCCCUCCUGCAGCGUCCUGGGGUCAGCUGUCUGAGGUGCUGAGCUGGCAGUUCUCCUCUGUCACCAAGAGAGGACUCAAUGAAGAGCAGCUAGGCAUGCUGGCCGACAAACUACUGGGCCAGAAAGCACAGAGGAAUCCUGAGGGCCUUAUCCCCUGGACCAAGUUCUGUAAGAGUCUCAGUGAGAAGAGCUUUCCCUUCUGGCUGUGGAUCGAAGCUAUCCUGGACCUCAUCAAGAGACACCUGCUGUCCCUGUGGAACGAUGGUUGCAUCCUGGGCUUUGUGAGUAAGGAGAGGGAGAAGGCCCUGCUGACUGGGAAGUGUCCAGGCACGUUCUUGCUGCGCUUCAGUGAGAGUAGCAGAGACGGAGCCAUCACAUUCACUUGGGUGGAACACGACCAAUACAAUAAGCCUGUAUUCCAUGCAGUGGAGCCCUACACCAAGAAGGAACUGUCUGCAGUCUCUCUGCCUGACAUCAUCCGCACCUACAAGGUGAUGGCAGCUGAGAACAUCCCAGAGAACCCACUCCGCUUCCUCUACCCAGACAUCCCCAAAGACAAGUCCUUCGGAAAGUACUACGCUAGGGCCUCAGAGGCAUCAGAGCCCAUGGAUGUGGAGAGCUCCAGCAGCACAGGAUACAUGAAGACAGAACUCAUAUCAGUGUCAGAAGUUCACCCAUCUAGACUGCAAGACAACAUGAUGCCCAUGCCGCCAGACGUGUUCGUAGAGCUGAAGAGGAGCGUUGCACCAGUGUUCCAGUGUUGGACUGGUCCUAAGGAAAUUGAUGCUGUGACGUCUGAUCUCGGAGAGUUUUUAGCUGAAGACUUUCAGAUGUUUGAGAACACACCUGACUUGGACUGCAACUGAGCCAACAGACAUGUGGGACCUGAUCUUUUAGUUUUAUACUGAAGCCUAUUUCAUUUCCAUCCUUUACCCUCCUUGAACUUCAGUAGUCACGUUCCAGAACAAAUACACUUUUUUGUUUGUACCGAGUCAGUUUUAGAAAUAUACAUUACACUUAUAAAUUAUUAUAUAUAUAUAUAUAUAUAUUACACAAUGAAUAAUUUGGUGAUAAUGUGCAUGAACAUAAAGCACUUAGCUAACUACUGUAACAUUUGUAUAAUGAAUGAAUAGGGACUCCUAUGUCUUUCCAUGCCAAUAUUCAACAGCAUACAGUCCUGUGUGGUUAACUUGCGACGCCGGGGUUGUGGGAUCGAUUGUCAUGGGGGACCAGUUAAAAGUGUGAAAAUGUAUGCACUCACUACUGUAAGUCACUCUGGAUAAGAGCGUCUACUAAAUGACUCCAAAAAGGGAAUAAAGGGAGAUCUCAUCCAUCUUUAAAAUGAUAUCUUUAUUGUUUGAUCAUUGAAAUAAAUACAGUACCAGUCAAAAGUUUGGACAUACCUACUCAUUCCAGGGUUUUUCUUUAUUUUUUACUAUUUUCUACAUUGUAGAAUAAUAGUGAAGACAAACUAUGCCGCACCAAUGUGUCGGAGGAAACACCGUGCACCUGGCAACCUUGGUUAGCGUGCACUGCGCCCGGCCCGCCACAGAAGUCACUGGUGCGCGAUGAGACAAGGAUAUCCCUACCGGCCAAACCCACCCUAACGAUGCUAGGCCGACCUCCCGGUUGCGACAGAGCCUGGACCUCACAGUUUUCUCAUCUUUUUCAUCGCCCCAGUCUGAGGUCCUGAGCGCUCUGGAGCAGGUUUUCAUCAAGGAUCUCUAUACUUUGCUCCAUUAAUCUUUCCCUCGAUCCUGACUAGUCUCACAAUCCCCGCCGCUGAAAAACAUCACCACAGCAUGGUGCUGCCACCACCAUGCUUCACCGUAGGAAUGGUGACAGGUUUCUUCCAGAUGUGACACUUGGCAUUCAGGCCAAAGAGUUAAAUCUUGGUUUCAUCAGACCAGAGAAUCUUGAUCCUCAUAAUCUGAGAGUCCUUUAGGUGCCUUUUGGCAAAUUCCAAGCGGGCUGUAAUGUGCCUUGUACUGAGAAGUGGCUUCCGUCUAAUGUGUGCGCUGGGAGUCGGGAAGCAGGUUUAGGGAGUGAAUCAUUUAAUAAAUAAACCAAACAUAAUACAGAACAAGAAACACGAACAAUGCACAGACAUGAAUCUGUGACAGAAACAAUAACCCCUGGGGAAGGAUCCAAAGGGAGUGACAUGUAUAGGGAAGGUAAUCAUGCAGGUGAUGGAGUCCAAUACUGCAGAAAUGUUUUUGUACCCUUCCCCAGAUCUAUGCCUCGACACAAUCCUGUCUCUGAGCUUUACGGACAAUUUCUUUGACCUCAUGGCUUGAUUUUUGCUCUGACAUACACUGUCAACCGUGGGACCUUAUUAUAGACAGGUGUGUGCCUUUCCAAGUCAUGUCAAAUAAAUUGAAUUUACCACAGGUGGACUCCAAUCAAGUUGUCGCAACGUCUGAAGUAUGAUCAAUGGAAACAGGAUGCACCGGAGCUCAAUUUGGAGUUUCAUAGCAAAGGGUCUGAAUACUUAAGUAAAUGUAUUUUUUAUUUUUUAUUAUUAUAAAUGUUCAACCAUUUCUAAAAAACUGUUUUCACCUUGUCAUUAUGGGGUAUUGUGUGUAGAUUGAUGAGGGGGGGGGGGACUAUUUAAUCCAUCUUCGAAUAAGGCUGUAAUGUAACAAAAUGUGGAAAAACUCAUACUUUCCGAAUGCACUGUAUGCUAAUAAAAUGACAUAAAUAAAAUCCA
This is a messenger RNA of Oncorhynchus kisutch (coho salmon), 4379 nucleotides long. Its product is annotated as signal transducer and activator of transcription 1-alpha/beta-like. NCBI's taxonomy places the organism in Eukaryota, Metazoa, Chordata, Actinopteri, Salmoniformes, Salmonidae. Gene Ontology annotation, biological process: regulation of DNA-templated transcription; signal transduction. The record is from RefSeq and is a predicted model, not a curated record. The transcript has 24 exons. The coding region runs from base 223 to 2535 and encodes 770 amino acids. Gene Ontology annotation, molecular function: DNA binding; DNA-binding transcription factor activity.